AUGCAAAAUACCAAAUACAAAGCAAGAAUUUAUUCACGAUCAACGAACUGUGAGAAAAUUUGUUUUUGGGAAAAAAAAGACGUUACUGAAACAAAUAAUUUAAAAGCCAAAGAAGAAAGAAAAAUUAAGAUCAAGGCGUAUGCAAAUCAGCUUCAUUUUAAGUUUGAAGUAGACAAUGAUAACAUUGAAAACUUUGAGCGAGAUAGUAUUUCUUAUUCAUCUGAGACUGAGAUGUCAGCAGAGCUUGAGAAUUUGACAGAAAAACAAGAAGCUAAUUCGAAGCUUCCAUCAACAUCAGGUUGCAGUACAAGCCAGCAAGUGAGAUUGCCUAUUUCCAACCUAGCUCGACCUCGUGUAAACUAUGGAGCUAUAGAAAAAAUGUUGGAGUCUUGCGAAAAAUUGCCCAUUGUAAAUUUUGUUCUUAUUGUUAGCCCUUUACCAGAAUUAGACGCUGCAGCUAUUAGGAAUUUUAGCACUGAUCAAAAGUACUUGUAUGAAAUGUGUCACCCAAUUUCUAUACGAAACUGUUUAUUAGAUCUAGCAGCUCGUAAUCCAGGUAAAUUAUCACAGGCUACAAAGGCAAACCGUAUAUUUCGUCUUUACAUCGGAAAUAAAUGUCCGUCUACAAAUUUAAGAACAAUCGCUAAAUUUGUGGUAAAACUUUAUGCGCCAGUGUGGUUUGACAUUAAAAGAAACCCAUUGUGUAGUGAUGGAGAAAGACACGUCUUCAGAAUAAUACAGUUGUCGCGCUACUUGAACAACGAAUUGAAGGCAGUCAUCGAUUCUGAAAUGCUUAUUUUUGUCAUCCGGAGAACCUUCUACUAG
Molecule: messenger RNA, 825 nt
Organism: Psylliodes chrysocephalus
Lineage: Eukaryota; Metazoa; Arthropoda; Insecta; Coleoptera; Chrysomelidae
Source: the annotation of a GenBank genome assembly